CCACCCCAUCGUGUGCCGUGUUGACCGUCAUAGGUGCUCGCUAACAACACUUGCCCCAACAUUCUGUUACAGCCUAUACGGGGGAUCUUUGUCUUUGCACUAGCUCCCUACUUUCGUUCUGCUCUGUCUCAAUCGCCUACUCUUUCUCGUCUCUCUUCCUCGAAUCUCCUCUAUUGAUGCCUCCACAUUCUCGCCUCCUCCUCUAACGGCUGCACUCUCUCCCUCUCCCCUCUCUAUUUUUCUACUUUCGCUUCUCCUCUCCUGCAUCCCAUUGAUCGCCUCCCUCUAAUUUUCUCGCUACGCUCUCCAUUCUCAUCUCUCGUUUCCAGACUCCCUCUCUCCCUCCCCCUCCUUCCAUCACCCUCCCUUUUCACCUCCCUCCUCUCCCUCUCCUCCCCACUCUCUCUCUCAUUCCUCCACUCUCGGCUGACUCCCCGCCGUCUCCUCUCUCUCUGCUCUGAUUCUCCCCGCUCUCUCUCCCUCUCUCGCGCUCUGCCCGUGGCCGCUCUCAGCAGCGGGAGAGGAGCUCGCAGACUCGCGAGGUGGAGCAGCGGCAGGCGGGAAGCGGAGACAUGGAGCCCGGAGCUCGCACCGCCAAAGUUCGAUACCGAGACGUGGGGAGACGAGGCGCGCUGGCCGCCGGCUGACCGGCGAUCCUCCCACCCACCUAUCCACCUGCCUCGAGGUGUUAAGACUCUUGCUGCUCCUCAUCUCAACCUCCACCCCGACCCAGCCCCCAACCCCUUUCCCAUGCCCCCCCAACCCCAGCUACCCCUCCAUCCCCCGACGGCGUCGCACAACGCGCAAUGUCUCCCCGACCCGCUCCGCUCCCGGGCCUCGCAUUGGCUGCCUACUGCGUCCUGGUGUCUGCCGGGAACUCAUCUCCCCUGGGAGGGCACCACUCCCCAUCCUCCUCCUCGUCCACCUCCUCGACGUCACAGGCUCUGCGCUCCUUCCUGCGGGAGCCCCUGUGCCGGGAGCCGUGCUCCUGCUUGGAGCGCGAGGGCCUCCUUGAGAUGAACUGCGAGGGCCGCGGCGUGACCUCCGUGGCGCGCCUCCCGGCGCCCCUCACGUCCCGUGCCAGCGCCGGCACGGCGCCGCCUCCGCCCUUCUCCCUGCUCCUCGGCGGCAACUCCAUCAGCCGUGUGGGGCCGGGUGACUUCGCCAACUUCUCACGCGUCUUGCUGCUCAGCCUCUCGGGCAACGGCCUUCGUGCGGCGCACGAUGGCGCCUUUGAGGGCCUGCGCUCGGCCCGCAAGCUCUUCCUAAGCAACAACCGCCUGGAGGUGCUACGAAACGACACCUUCCUGGGCCUGCACUCGCUCGAGUACCUGCAGGUGGACUACAACCUCGUCCGCCGCGUGCAGCCUGCCGCCUUCUCGCCACUGCCCCGCCUCAAGGUGCUCAUCCUCAACGACAACGUGCUCACGGGCCUGCCGGCGCACGCCUUCCGCGGGCUGGCGCUCACCCACCUGGACCUGCGCGGCAACCGCAUCAAGACGCUGCCCCUGCCUGGGCUGCUCGAGCACCUGGGCCGCCUGAGCGAGCUGCAGCUCGGCGAGAACCCAUGGAAUUGCUCGUGUGCGUCGCUGCCCAUGCGCCGCUGGCUCGAGCAGAUCCCCUACUCCACGCUGGUCGGCGAAGUGAUGUGCGAGUACCCAUUCCGCGUGCACGGAAAGCUGCUCCGCGAGCUGUCGCGCCACGAAGUCUGCUCGCGCCGCAUGAUGAUGCAGGCGGCAGGCGCCGGCAGGGUCCACGUGGGCGGGGGACACGGGGGCGACGCUCGAGCGGGAGGAGGAGGUUACGGCGCCGCUGACGACGAUGACGACGAAGGUGAAGAUGAUGAACCGGGAGGUGGAGGCCUCAUGCCCAGAAGGCCGAAGCCUCCGGGCGGCGCUGCCGCCCCCAAGCCGGUGACGCCGAGCCCCACCGCCAAGCCUAGCAGCAGCAUCGCCGCCGCCGACAAAACCCUGGGCCUCAACCGACCCGGGCAGAGUGACCUCCCGCCACACGCCAAGAUCCCGGCGCCUUCCCCUCCCCGGGGCGCUACGCGGGCCCCUCCGCGGCCGGCACGCGUGCACGCCCAUGGCGAUGCCGCCGCAACAACGGCCAGCCCGGCACGACCCCCUAUCCCCGUGGAGUGCCCGCGGCCGUGCCGCUGUCUCGUGCACAACGUGGACCUGGGCCUACGCGUCAACUGCCAGGAGCGGGGGCUGGGCCGCGUGGCCACCCUGCGCCCGCGGCCCUCCGACCCACGCCAGUUCUACCUGACGGGCAACCAGCUGCACGGCGUGAUGCGUGCCGACUUCCGUGGCUACUCGGGCCUGGAACUGCUGCACCUGGCCAACAACCGCAUCUCCUUCGUGCAGGAUGGUGCCUUCGCAUCGCUGCCCUCGCUGCGCCGGCUCUACCUCAAUGGCAACGAUCUGGCGCGCGUCACGCCUGAAAUGCUGGCCGGCCUCUCAGGCCUGCACUACCUCUACCUGGAGGGCAAUGUGAUCCGCGAGGUGGAGGCCGGCGCGCUGGAUGGCAUGCGCAGCCUGCAGCUCGUCUUCCUGGGGCGCAACCUCCUGCGCUCUCUGCCCGCCGGCCUCUUCUCGGGCGCGACCCGCCUCGCACGCCUCGACCUGCGGGGCAACCACCUGGCGUGGCUCGCAGCACGCGCCGUGCUGGAGCCCGUCACGGGGUUCGUGCAGGUGGACCUGCAAGAGAACCCGUGGGACUGCUCCUGCCCGCUGGCCGAGCUGCGCCGCUGGGCCGUGCGGCUCAGCAGUGGCGUGCUCGUGGGCGGCCUGACCUGCGAGUCACCCGAGGAGCUCGCCGGCCGAGACCUGCGCUCCGUGCCGCUGGACACGCUGUGCCCCAACCGCACGCGCGGGCCCCUGCCGGUCCCGGCCGGCGAGGGCCGCGCCGGCGGUAACGCCAGUGUCCUGCUUGGUACCAGCGCCAACGACGGUGGUGAAGGUCGCAACAGCAGUGGCGGCGCCGGCAACGGGAGCGGCGCGGGUAUUUGGAUGGUGCCCACAUGGCCGCAGGUGGAGGCCACUACCUGUGCGGGUACGGCCGCUCCCGCUUGGGCUUCCGUCCCUGCGGGACCCGUGCCCCUCUCCGUGCUCAUCCUGGGCUUGCUGCUCGUGCUGCUGUGCGCCGUCUUCGUGGCCGCCGGCUGGCUCGUGUUCGUGUUGCGGCGGCGGCGGUGCCGGCGGAGGAGGAGGAGGAGGGGGGGAGGUGGCGGCGGGGCCGGCCGCAGGGGCAGGCGGAGGAAUGGGCGCACGAGGCUCCAGGACGAUGCCAAGCGCUCCUCCAAGGUGGCGGGGGAAGGCGUGGGAGGGGGCGGCAGCAGCCAUGGAGGAGGAGGACCAGGGGGAGGCGUGGACUUCUUCGAGCCGGAGGGCGGCGCCAUAUCUGUGUACGACCCGCGCUCGACCACCCCCAACCUCCUGCAUGAGAACCCCAUCUACAACCCCCAUGGGGACGACGAGGAGGAGGGGGAGGACGAUGAAGAUGAUGACGACGAUGAAGAUGAUGAUGACACCAUGGUGGCCAACAAGGGGGGGGAGGCCGCUAGCUCCAAGGCCCCGCUCCGGCCGGGCACGGCUGUCUCGGCGCCUCGGCACGCCGGUGGCCUGCACGAGCUCUCGUGCCACGCGCUGCGCUGCGACGAGCGGCUGCGCUACUGCGAGGUGCGUGGCGCAGACGCGCCUUUCCGCCGCCUGGCCGAGGAGCGGCCCCCGGCGUCCGUGGGGGCGGCCGAAGCUGUGGCCAAGGGCGGGUGCGGCGGGGAGUACCUGGAGCUGCGGGUACGGCUGCAACAGCAGCAUCAGCAGCAUCAUCAUCAGCAGCAACAACAGCAUCAGCAACAGCAUCAUCAUCAUCAGCAACAACAGCAGCAACAAAAUCAGCAGCAGCAUCAAGCCGAGACGGAUUACCUGGAGGUUCUGCAAGGCCAGGUAGCUCUCAGCCACCUGUGACAAUUCACCUCCCUUCUCACGUCUCUCCCAUCUACGUACGAAAUGUAUACUAUUGUUAUAACAUUUCUACCAAGCCCAUAUCUUACAGAGAGGGGACCCUCGUCCAUAAACUUCUGGCAGUCCAUCAGCACUGGCUCAAGCCCCCCUCACUCGGAAUGAUGAGUCACUGAAUGUUGAAACCGGCUCAGGGUUUGCUUUGUGUUGAACCCGAUGCUGCCAGGGGUGUGCGCUCCCAAAAGUUCCGCGAUGCCGAUGGGAUAUUCGAGUGGCUGAAGCCUCCUUGCCACCGAGACGUGGGUUCAUCAGUUACCAUAUCCGGAGGUGUUUUUUUUGUCCUCAAUGCCCAUGAAUGUUGAGUCCAAACCCUCCAGCCAGGUAGACUUGGCCCGUCGUUGUCUCUCUGGGGUGGACGAGGAGAGCACGCGCUGGCAGGUGGGCAGUGGGUCCCCUAUUGAAGUAACUCUCCACAUUCCACAUGUCCACGUCGCAGAGCGGCCAAAACUGAUUUUAUAUAUAUCGACCAGUGAAGGACGUCGAAGUGAGCUCCUGCACAAAUGAGCAGUGAUUGGGGCACUGGUGCUCAUUUCCGUUUACAGCCCUGCAGAGCCAGUGGCGGAUAUUCCACAUUCCAAUGAUAGGGACGAGUAUGAACCGUAUAGGAUGAUCACUGUUGAUCUUGCCCACAAUGUGGUUCUUCUGUUAUUGACCGCAGAAGGACGGUGGGUUGAGUAAAGCCCUCCUAACCAGAAUUUGAACUUGGAAUAUCAUCAUCAUCACCAUCAUCCCUCUAUGUGAAAUUAAACGAGCAUUGCUUUAUGAAAAAGUAAUUGUAUAUUUUGCUAUGUGGAGAAAACGGACACUAAUUGGGAAUCUGAAAUAUCCAUCAGUAGAUAAGAAGGGAGAAGCUUUGUCUUUUCUUUCUCAUGACUGGUGAGUGAAUCAGAGGUGACCUGCUCACAUGAACCACCUUUGCAGGGUUUGACCCUGGUCCAUCCAGGACAUUGGCAUCUUCUGUGUUCGAUGUUCAGCAGAGUUGAUGUGUACUGAGAUAUUGGUCCCGGUUUGUUGCCGUGUUGAACUUUCUUCGCAGGAUACUGCACGGCUUUGACGACUUCGCGCUGACCGAGAGAACGCGUCCGUCCAGUUUGUUUCUGCAUCGGGAUUGGUGGUGAACCAGAGCAAUGCGCGUGGACAUGCCAACGUGCAUGAAAUCAGAGAACGUUUCAGGAAAUUGUAAGUUCAUUUUCUGACAUUCAGAUCAAGACAGCUGGAAUUUGCAAGUUUUUGGCAACACUGUCAGAGAAACGUGUGGGUUUCUGGAAAGUGUAAGAAACACUUUCAGGGCUCAUCAUCUGCACUUUUAAGACUCUGGAGAUGUCUCGAGUUUCAAUCAACGCGGGUGGGUUUCCCACUUUUACACUGUGGUCAUUGAAUGAGCCAAUUUUCAGGCAGAAGCUUCUGAAUUAUUAUGCAAUUCCUGACGUUUUUUGUUAAAAAACGUCUCAGCUGAAGAAUUUUUUUAAAUCUACAAAUGUGAGUCAAUCGUUUUCAACUCUCUUUAUGAAAUCAGGACACCUCGCCGAGCCUCAGCAAUGCGCUCGGGAUGCUCGGACAAUUCCUGUCCAUCCGUUUCAAUUACGCGAGGGAGGAACGCAGAAGUGCCCAGAGGACACCCGUGCACGCAAACGUGGAGAGUGCUUCAACAAUGUUACCACCGCACAGACAACAUGACCUUACCCUGGCUUGGCAUAGUCGCUGUGCUGGCCUUCACGCAAAUUACAUUUUCCUCACGUAGAUCAUCAUCUUGACGGGCCGUGUCUCCUUUGCGCGAACCACCAACCCCCUCCUUCACCCUCCGUCUCUACAGGUCAGGAAAGGCUCAGUGAGUCCCAAGACUAUUUGUCAGGAGGGUCCUGCUUGCGAGAUGUUUGGCAGAUUCCGUACUGAAGUAAUCUUUUGUGCACGAGAAAGCCCAUGGAGACGCACGGAAAAUACGAGAGGAUAACCUGCUGCACCGCCUUCUACAAACACCGCCUCGCUCCAUCUAUGAGUGACCCACCAACUCCACCCCCUGAGUCUUUCUGGAUUACGGAACUGCAUCAUUGCCACCUCCUACGAUGUGGAGAUGAUGAUGACGAUGAUGAUCGUGGGAGGCUGUUGGUAAGUGUUGGACCAUGUCGGAAUAAGUUGUGACCUUGAGUAGUAAUCCCGCCGAAACGAUAUGCCACUUAAAAGCACGCGAUCACUUCCAUGAGAGGAACCUGGAACACGGGGGAGACCUGUGCGACGUUUCGAGCAGAGAUCUUAAUGAUUCAGAGUUGAUUUUGUUUGUUCGGGGCUUGGGUCACGAUGUAAAUGUGGCGGUCAAAUUUGCGUGUCUUAAUACCAUCCGACAUAGCCACCAAACAAUUAAACGUGUUAAACGGUGUACAAGUUUUUGUAUCAUAAUAUUUAAUCGUGGUUUCAACUCACCAGUAGAGAACGAUUCUCACAGGCAUAUUUAAUUUGUUUGGCUCUCGUCAGAUGGCGGAGGGUCUUACGACACGAAUUUGGCCCGCAUCUUGACGUGGGGACAGCUUACUCGUUAAAAAUAAAUUCCGAUUCAAAGUAAUAACCAACUGCGAAAAAAAAACCCUGCUACUGCUGUGCGUUAGCAGCGUGUGAUUGUUAAACUGCAGGACACGUUCCCCAGGAAUGUACAUUAUCAAUACCAGGCGGAGUGAGUGCAGUGAAACGUGAUGCAAGAUCUUUAUACUUAAUAAAUGGGAAUUUGCAAUGCACAUACCAGCAGAUGUUGCCCAUAGAUAUAUAUAUGUAGAUAUAUUAAUGAUCAUUAUUUUAUGACUGUGUUUCCACGGUUAGUGUGCAGUAGUUAUUAAUGAGCUGAAGCGGAGCUGGCCGGUCGGCGAUUGUGGUUAGACGCAGCAGCAUACAUUAGGCACAUGACAAUUCCUCAAUUUUAUUAUCAAUUAAAAUUCCACUAUUACACUCACGGUGCGUGCGUCAAACCAUGUGUGUGUGUUUGUGUGAGGAUCGAUUCUUUGUGAUGGAUGUGGUUUUUUGUAAAUCUUGAUACUUCCGUAGAGUCACAUCCUACGGAUUCACUGCACUGUGGAUGCUACAGAUUUAAUCCAUUGUGGAUCCAGCAGAUUCACUCAACUGUGGAUCCUACAGAUUCACUCCUCUGUGGAUGCUACAUAUUCACUCCACUGUGGAUGCUACAGAUUCACUCCACUGUGGAUCGUAUAGAUUCACUCCACUGUGGACGCUGCAGAUUCACUCCACUGUGGAUGCUACAUAUUCACUCCACUGUGGAUGCUACAGAUCCACUCCACUGUGGAUGCUACAGAUUAAUUCCACUAUGGAUCCUACAGAUUCACUCCAAUGUGCAUCCUACAGAUUUCAACUCUUACAGUUUCUACAUAUUUCCACCAUAAAACUUCCAUAGAUUACCACCACGACAGAAUCUACAACAUACCAAAACAAUGAUAUAGAAUGCACAAACCCUGACAUUCCAAUCAGCCUUGGUCGUUCAAAUCUGUGCUGCAACUUGUAAUUCAGUCCUACAAAGUAACACCCUUACCAGAUCUCGGUACAAAUCAACCCCUACCACCCGAACACAGAUUCCAAUUCCCGAACUGUCUGGGUCAAUGCUACCUAGCGGCCUGAGUUGUAAUUAUAACUCUUGCCUUGACAUUAACCAUAGCUUUAGCAGUGGCUCAUACCUUAACCCGAGGCAUUAACCCCCAGCUCUAACGAUAACACAAGGCAUCUGACUCUAUUCUUGAUAGGUUAGCAAACCUGUCAAGAGUCCAUUUGUGAUUGGAAAUUCUGACAAUUUGUCGAAUUGCAGUGGUGUUAAUUGAUAGAGGCUUACACGUAUUUAAGGGCACCACGGUGGCGAGAUGUUUACUACCUCGCCUGGUAUACAGGAGGUCGCGGGUUCGAUCCCUAUCGUGACGCCUGUAUACUGUAGUUGGAGUUUGCGUGUCUCUCUCCCCGUGGUCACGUGGGUUAUUCUCUGGGUGCUCCGGUGUUUCACUCCACAUGUGUGUAAAGUAUUUGGCUGCUAAUAUUUUUUUACGUGAUAAUCUACUUCAUUGAGUUAUCAUGGAUGGGCUGGUUGCUUCUAAGAAAAAAGCUAUAUAACUCAUUGGGCCUUACCUGCAAAAAAACAGAGUUUAGGUGAUGUGAAUUAAGUGCUUUCAGUUAGCUAUGGAAUGGGUUUUUUUCAACCGUUUAGCCAACUUUCUUAAUAUCUGUGGAACAUUGUUUCCAGUAUCAAAAUGAUGAAACAAUACGUAGAGGUUCUUCCCUUUUAGCAAUUAAACAGGAAGUGUAAAGACGUACAAACACCAAAUAGAUACCUUUUGCAAGGCAUCAGGUCUGCAUUAACCACACAUACUUGUAGCAAAACAUGCAAUCAUUCUCUGGUAAUAUAGCUCAACCCGAGCUAUAAAUGCUCUGAUACUUGUGUAGUGAUAUCGCUGGAUGUCAACAGGCUGUGGGUACAGUACCGGCCCUAGAGGGGCACGGCGUGCGCUAAAUAAUAGCGAUAGAUGGCAUCAUGCUUUAAGUGCAGUGCCGACCCUACAGGACAGGGUGUGUGGGUGCCGACUGAAGGAUGAGGUUGUGUGAGGCCAUGGCACUCUAGUUGACCCGGGAGGACACGUGACCGGUUAAGUUGACAAAGGGGCCCCAAUAGGGGGCUAGGGGGGGUCACGUGAUUGGGACCCAGAUCCUUCCCGAAGAUUCUGGAAGGUGAACGUGCCCAAGGGCGGUGCCGGCCACGCCACUGAGAAUAUAAGCCGGGUCCCGAGAGGGACCAGGGUUGUUGUUCAUCGUGGAAGAAACCCUUCAUCUACGUUCUCCGCUCAACAAUUCUCCAACACGUGGACCCGGCCCGAAGUUGUUGGUCCCGGUCUUUAGUAGCAGUUACGUUGUAACUAGUGUAGUUAGCCUGGUGGUCAUCACCUGGCUAACUACACCAGUCACGUGGUAACUAGUGUAGUUAGCCUGGUGGUCACCAUCUUAGGUUGUUAUUCUGUUAAGGGGAGUUACCCAGUGUGUUGGAAGUGAAUAAAUGUGUUGCCUCCAA
Molecule: messenger RNA, 9069 nt
Organism: Petromyzon marinus (sea lamprey)
Lineage: Eukaryota; Metazoa; Chordata; Hyperoartia; Petromyzontiformes; Petromyzontidae
Product: SLIT and NTRK-like protein 2
Biological process (GO): axonogenesis; positive regulation of synapse assembly
Molecular function (GO): protein binding
Source: RefSeq, a predicted model, not a curated record